GGUACUGCAGGGAUCGGAUUAAAGAGCAUUGCUAGAAAUACCCGGAAGGAAAGCAAACACUAAUAGACAACAGUGUGUGAAACAGAGGUAAUAUAGCAUAACGAUGAGUGGGGCUGUGAAUUUUAAAAACUGUGGCUCUGUGCUGAUAACAGGAGCAAACCGCGGACUCGGGCUGCAGAUGGUCGAAAGUUUGGCGAGUGGAGGUUUCUCACCGGGGAAGAUUAUAGCCACGACAAGAAACCUCACCGGUGCGCAGAAACUUCAGGAACUGGCCCAGAAGUACGCCAACGUCCACAUCGUAACUUUGGAUGCAGUGAAUCAGGAGAGCAUAGAGAAAUGUGCUGAGGAGGUCGGCCAGCUGGUGAAGGAAGAGGGCCUGAACUGCCUGAUAAACAACGCAGGCAUCAAGGUGGUGGCCGACUUCCAUUCUGUCACGGCAGAGAAAAUGAUGGAAAGCUUCCACACCAACGCUGUCGCUCCUCUGAUGAUAACGAAGGCAUUCCUGCCUUUGUUAAAGCGGGCAGCAAGCAGAGGAGCAUCAAGAACAAUGGGGAUCCAGAGAGCAGCCGUUAUUAACAUGUCAUCUCUGCUGGGUUCUGUGGAGCUUAACUGGGGCGAGAAUUCCAACAACUUCAAAUGGUACCCUUACAGAACAUCCAAGAGCGCUCUGAACAUGGUUAGUCGCUGUAUGGCACUAGACCUGGAGCCUGAUGGGAUCCUCUGCAUGAUGAUACAUCCUGGCUGGGUUCGCACAGACAUGGGAGGCUCUGAGGCGCCUCUGAGUCCUGAGGAGAGCAUUGCAUCGGUCUUGACCGUGAUUGGUGGGCUGACUGAAAAGGACCAUGGGUCAUUUCUGGAUUUUACAGGAGAGCAGUUGCCAUGGUGACCUGUUGAUCAGCAUGUUAACAAGCAGUAUGAUUUUAACAACAUCAACCAAAUAAAAUUGUAACAACAGUGUGAA
Molecule: messenger RNA, 961 nt
Organism: Xiphophorus hellerii (green swordtail)
Lineage: Eukaryota; Metazoa; Chordata; Actinopteri; Cyprinodontiformes; Poeciliidae
Product: C-factor
Exons: 6
Coding region: 104-886 (260 amino acids)
Cellular component (GO): cytoplasm
Molecular function (GO): oxidoreductase activity
Source: RefSeq, a predicted model, not a curated record